AUGCCCAAGUCCCAGGCCGCUACUGGUUGGUACCAUACACUGCAGGAGGCCGCCCGACUUGGCCGAUAUCUUACACCGUCCUCUGAAUCCAGCAGGUCUACGGCAACCGACAUGCUCAACCAGGCUGCGAAGAAGCUGUCCAAGAUGCAUGUUAGACGGAAUCCGAAUCUGUCCAUACAGUCGACAGCUCACUACUCACAACUAAGCCCCCCGCCCCAGUCUGCCACCUCGAGUGCGUUCCUCUCUCCCACGGUCCCUUCGAGACGUGGUCUGCUUGCGAGAUCCCCGCCGCCGAGUCCAAGCCUUCCGAGCCUGCUACCGAAACAUGGCAAGAAGACGACCCAGCCGAGUCAUUCAAGAUUGGUAAAGCGGAUACUCAUAGGGUGCUGUGGAGUAGCAUUUCUACUGUGGAUUGUGCUGAGGCAGAUAUACGCACACUCACAAGGAGCGGCUGCUUACGAGGAUGGCAACGAGGAAGAAUGGGAGAUGGUUGGUGGCAGUCAGUUGCCCCACGAGCCAGUUGCUCUCGCCCUCCAGGAUGCGAAGGGAAAGAUGAGGUGGACCGUGUCGAUACCGUCCGACUAUGAGUUCCCGCUCCGACCGGCACAGUACCGCGACAUCUGCCACCAGUCCAUGGAAGUCUCAAAGGGUCUGAGGCAGGAGGCGCAUGCUUCGUCCGGGUUCGCGAAGAGGAUGCUGAACUAUUACCAGCAGGAUCAGUAUUACAUCGACGUCCAAGAAGCGGAACAACAAGGCUUGUUGCCACCAUCCAAGGCUGCAGGAAGGCCAAAGGGCUUUGUGGAAGACGAGGCUAUCAAGGAUGGCAUCUCUACAGCGGGACUCAAGGUCUGUGACAGGACCUUGACCUAUGCUAUGGAGACGGAGGAUGCAGGCUUUGGCAACACGCUGAUGCGCAUGUGGAUGUCGUACGGUCUGGCCAAAGCUGAGAAGCGCGCCUUCUUCAUCGAUGACACGCGUUGGCCCUAUGGCAAAUACUCGUCUUACUUCCAGCCUCCGCCCUCUGCGAACUGCCUCCCGCCUCCUCCAUCCCACAUCGUACCAUGCCCGCACACCGCCCGCCACAUCGUCGUCAGUGGGGCGACGCUCAAGUCCACAUUCGGCCACUCUUUCACAGACGAGUGGGAAGACGCAACAAAGAUGCGCGUCCAACGGCAGUCAAAGAUCUUCGGCCUGGCUAGGACUGGCUACGAAGCACUCUUCAGACUUCGCUCAGACGACGAGACCUACGUCCUGCAACGGGCACUAGAAAUGUACGGCGAAGUCAAGAGCGAAGGCGGCCUCAGCAUCGCCAUGCACGUCCGACACGGCGACAAGCACCCCAUGGAAUACCAAUACCAGAAAGACUACAUCCCACUAGCGCGCUACGUGGACACAGCGCGCGACCUCUACAUUGACAUGGUAGAGGGCGGUCUCAAGAAGAAAGCCCAGCGCAGCCUGCUCUCCUCCCCCUUUUCCUCCUCCACCGACCCUCUCGUCCCCCGCCACACAACUUCCAAGAUGAUACUAGCCUCGGACGACCCACUGGUCUACGACUCUCCCGAACUAGGUCCCAACAGCAUCCGAGCCCAAGACCGCAUCGUGCUCGCCACCAAAGCCGCUCUCGAAGCCGCACAAUCGCAGCCCAAGAAGAACACGUGGAUCGACGAGAUUACGGGCUGGGAAGGCGGAUUCUACCGCGACGUCUUCUUCUCUCUGGGCCAGCCCGUGGGCAACGCGGAGGACAUGAAGAAGGUCAACGACGAAAGCGUCGAUGUGCCUGAUGGCGCUAUGAAACUGCGCGAACUGGUUGGGCGCGCUUAUUUGCUGGAUUUGAGCGUACUGGGCAAGGCGGACACAGUGGUAUGCACGGUCAGUAGUACGAGCUGUAGGCUGUUGGCUAUCAUGAUGGGGUGGAAGAGUGCGAUUGUGGAGGAGAAGUGGCGGAAUAUUGAUGGCACGUUUGAGUGGAAGGGGAUUAUGUGGUAG
Molecule: messenger RNA, 1986 nt
Organism: Alternaria incomplexa
Lineage: Eukaryota; Fungi; Ascomycota; Dothideomycetes; Pleosporales; Pleosporaceae
Exons: 3
Coding region: 1-1986 (661 amino acids)
Biological process (GO): protein N-linked glycosylation
Molecular function (GO): alpha-(1->6)-fucosyltransferase activity
Source: RefSeq, a predicted model, not a curated record